Xenopus laevis (African clawed frog) is the source of this 606-nucleotide messenger RNA. RefSeq names its product olfactory receptor 1019-like. The record is from RefSeq and is a predicted model, not a curated record. NCBI's taxonomy places the organism in Eukaryota, Metazoa, Chordata, Amphibia, Anura, Pipidae. The transcript is spliced from 2 exons. The coding region runs from base 1 to 606 and encodes 201 amino acids.
AUGUCAUAUGAUCGUUAUGUUGCCAUCUGUGAUCCCCUUCAUUACAUUACCCGAAUGAGCCGGAAACAUUGUGCUUGGCUUAUAACUGCCACAUUCACUGUUGGUUUUGUUGAACCUCUGAGCAUUGUAAUAUCUAUAUCUAAACUGUCAUAUUGUGCUUCCCAUCUUAUUGACCAUUUUUUCUGUGAUCUAGAUGUCACACCAUUGCUAAAGCUUUCUUGCAGCAGCACUUUUAGUGUCGAACUUUUCAUUUAUAUUGUAGGGACAUUUUUGACUUUCAAUUCCUUCCUCCUUCCUCUGACCUCAUACAUAUUUAUCAUCUCUGCUAUCCUGAAAAUAAAAUCUUUACAAAAAGCCUUUUCUACCUGUGCUUCUCACCUGACCUGUGUGAUAAUCCUUUAUGGGACAGCAUUUUGCUUGUACAUGAGACCCACCACAAGUUAUUCUCUAAAAAGAGACAAGCAUUUCUCUCUGUUGUACAUUAUCCUGGGCCCUGUGCUGAAUCCUCUGAUUUACAUAUUGAAAAACAGAGAAUUUCAAUCUUCUUUUAAUAAAGAGAGGCAAAGAUUUUUAUCCAGUUUUUAUUUAGGUAAUGCAAGCCAAUAA